CAAGGUUUCAUAAUCGAUUCAGCCAUCAACGAGGACGGAGUGAAGGUUACCUGCUUCAACAGUGCUUGAACGGCAACCGAUCUUCUGUCUUUAUCAUCCACCCUGUUUGAUUCCAAUCAGUAGCGUAAGUUAGAUUUAGACGCUUGCUUUAACAAAAGAUAUCAACGCGGACCAGCGUCGACGACUAUCUGUACCAAAAACAACGGACGAUCAGUAAAAAUCUAACUGAAGAAACAUGACCUCUCAGGUGAGACAGAACUACGAAGAGGCCUGUGAGGCGGCCAUCAACCGCCAGGUCAACAUGGAGCUGUACGCGUCCUACGUCUACCUAUCCAUGUCUUACUACUUCGACAGAGAUGACCAGGCCCUGGCCAACUUCGCAAAGUUUUUCCGCCACCAGUCCCAGGAAGAGCGAGAACACGCAGAGAAACUGAUGAAAUUCCAGAACCAGAGGGGAGGGAGGAUCUUUCUGCAGGACGUGAAGAAACCAGAGAAGGAUGAGUGGGGAAGCGCCGUGGAAGCCCUUGAAUGCGCCCUGCAGCUGGAGAAAAGCGUCAAUCACUCUCUCUUGGAGUUGCAUAAGGUCGCCUCUCAACACACCGACCCUCACAUGUGCGAUUUCAUUGAGACACACUACUUGGACGAGCAGGUGAAGUCCAUCAAGGAACUGGGAGACUGGGUGACCAACCUGCGCCGCAUGGGCGCCCCCCAGAACGGCAUGGCCGAGUACUUGUUCGAUAAGCUCACGCUUGGCAAGGAGAGCGACUAAAGCAUGAGUCAGUCAUUUCCAAUGCGACUAGAGUUCUUUAGGUGUUUAUUAGGCUUCAAGCCAUCAUACACUAUUUCCUCUUGUUUAAUUGACAGGUAAACUCUUGUGUCCAGUUUUUUUGUUAGCAAAAACAUCUGUUAGCUUUCUCGCUUUGCUAUUUAAAAUGGCACUUUUUUAACAGCCAUUACACUCUCUCCAACUCCUUCUUGAAUGACAUAACCUGCAUGUGCUUGUGUGACGUCAAUGCUUGUACUCCAAAUCAAUUAAACCGAGGCCUCUGGGAUCUGAA
Messenger RNA from Triplophysa dalaica, 1058 nucleotides. RefSeq names its product ferritin, heavy polypeptide 1a (gene fth1a). The record is from RefSeq and is a predicted model, not a curated record. NCBI's taxonomy places the organism in Eukaryota, Metazoa, Chordata, Actinopteri, Cypriniformes, Nemacheilidae. The transcript has 5 exons. The coding region runs from base 236 to 769 and encodes 177 amino acids. Gene Ontology annotation, cellular component: cytoplasm. Gene Ontology annotation, biological process: intracellular iron ion homeostasis; iron ion transport. Gene Ontology annotation, molecular function: ferrous iron binding; ferric iron binding.